Messenger RNA from Phacochoerus africanus (Common warthog), 2068 nucleotides. It is a transcript of the gene PATL2, whose product is annotated as PAT1 homolog 2. Gene Ontology annotation, molecular function: RNA binding. NCBI's taxonomy places the organism in Eukaryota, Metazoa, Chordata, Mammalia, Artiodactyla, Suidae. The transcript is spliced from 16 exons. Gene Ontology annotation, biological process: deadenylation-dependent decapping of nuclear-transcribed mRNA; P-body assembly. Bases 146 to 1840 code for a protein of 564 amino acids. The record is from RefSeq and is a predicted model, not a curated record. Gene Ontology annotation, cellular component: P-body.
GGGUAAACUGGGCAGGAGGGACAGUCACAGUCCUGGGGUGGGUGUUUGCAACCAGGCAGCUGUGAGCCCCCUCACUGUGCACAGAUUCAGGCUGGAGGUUGACCUUCCAGAGGCUAACAGUGCUCUCUCACCAGAGGAAAUAGCCAUGGAGCACGUCCUCCAGCCUGCAAGGAUGAAAUACCUUCAAGGCCCCCACAUAAAGCGAGGCCCAGGCAGGGCCUAUGGCCCCUUGGCUCUUGAGGUAGAAUUGGUGUCUGCCUCCCAUUUGGAGAAAGAGGAACCAAAUGAAGACGAGAAGGAGGAGGAGAAACAGGAUCCAGAUCUUGCCUCAGACCUUGAGGAGGAGGAGGAAGUGGAGGAGGAGGAAGGAGAGAAUGACCUUGGAGAUCCAGCUGUCCUCAGCGCUGUCCAUAACAUCCAGAAAGGUCUUCUCAGCUCCCCUGGAAUCAAGGCCUCUGGUGUCCUGGGGAUGUCACCUGCCUCCUUGCACUUUCAGUGGCAGACUCCGGACUACCUGGUGCCACUUCCCUUCCGGCCUGCCUUUCCCAGUGCCAGCUCUCCCACCAAGUACUUUGGACCUCCACUGCCCUCGCCAGACCCACCUUUCCUCGGCAGCCCAUCGACCUCGUGGCCCCUUAGGCUCAGUCUUCCCAGUCAUCUGACCCAGCUCCACCCUCAGCACCAGCGGAUCUUGAAGCAGCAGCAAUCUAGUCAACCACCAAGUUCCCCAGCCAAGGAGCCUUGGUCUCAGCAGCCAGACCCUUAUGCUAACCUCAUGAGCCAAAAAGAGAAGGACUGGGUGGUAAAAGUGCAGAUGGUUCAGCUGCAGAGUGAGAACCCCCGCCUGGAUGACUAUUACUACCAGGAAUAUUAUCAGAAACUAGAGAAGAAGCAGGCAGAGGAAGAGCGGUUUGGGCGGAAGACCAAGGUUGAGUCCCUCAAGCUGGUCACACCUUAUAUUCAGAAGGCUGAAACCUAUGAGUCAGUGGUUCGAAUCAAGGGUUCCCUGGGUCAGGUAGCUGUUUCGACGUGUUUCAGCCCUCGCCGAGCUAUUGAUGCUGUGCCCCACGGAACUCAAGAGCAGGAGACAGGAGCCGCAGGAAGUCAGAGGCUUCAGGUGUUGUACCGGAUUGAGAAGAUGUUCCUUCAGUUACUAGAGAUAGAAGAGGGCCAGAAGGAUGUGACUUCACAGCCCUGUGACCCUGAGCAGCAGAGCAACCAGGCUGAGAAGCUCUUCCAGGCCUUAAAGACCCACGAGCAGAAUAAUCUGGAGGAAGCAGCAGAUGGCUUCCUCCAGGUGCUCUCCAUCAGGAAAGGCAAAGCCCUAGUGGCCCGGCUGCUCCCCUUCCUGCCCCAAGAUCGAGCUGUCAGCCUUCUUCUGACCAUCACCCGCCAUCUGCCCUUCCUGGUCAGGAGGGAUGUGGCUGAUCAGGCCUUGCAACUGUUAUUCAACCCUCUGAGCAAAUGUAUCAGUCACUUGACAUUCCACGAACUCCUCCAAGGACUUCAGGGCCUCAUGGAGCUACCACCUGGCUGCUCAGAGCGGCCGGUCACUGUGGUGCUUCAGAAUCAGUUUGGAAUAUCUUUGCUCUACACCCUGCUGAGUCAUGGGGAGCAGCUGGUAUCCCUGGAUUCUUCCUUAGAGGAACCCAACAGUGGCCAUACAGCUUGGACAGACAUGGUGGUUCUCACUGCCUGGGAGAUAGCCCAGAUGCCCACAGCCUCUCUGGCAGAACCCCUGGCUUUCUCCAGCAACCUCCUUCCCCUGUUCUGUCACCACGUGGACAAACAGUUGGUCCAGCAGCUGGAAGCUAGGAUGAAGUUUGCCUUGACCUACUGAUGAGAUUGUUCUGGAAUAUAUAUAUGUGGGAAGAGUUUAAUCAUUGGACACUAGCUAUGUAGGGGUUAUGCCAGCAGGGAUCCAGAGAGUCUGAGGACAGUUCUGUCUUGAUGUAUUGGAGGACUCUGCCCAAAGCAGUAUCUCAUGCCUUUCUUCAAAAAUCUGAACUAUGUGCCUAAAAUGGCAUGGCAAAAUGAGGUAUAAUUAAAACAAUAAUAGAAUGAUGUG